AUGAGUGAGUAUGAGAUUACUGAAGAAGAAUUUAAUACAAAUGAAGAGAAAGAUAUUAGCUCCAUACAAAAAGAAACAAUAGUUGAAAAUGAUUUGGCUACAGAACUGAAAAAUACUUUAAAAAUUAAUAUGAUCGAUGAAUCAUUAGAUAUUGGUCCAACUCCAUACAAAGUUGCUAUUAUUGGAAUGAAUGAAUUAGGAUCAGCCACCGCUUUUUUACUUAUUUGUAAACAAGUUGUGACUGAUGUUAUUAUUAUAGAUCGAAAUGAAAAACGAUUAGCUGCUGAAUAUGCUGAUUUAAGUACUUGUACAACAUUUGUUUCAGGUGUUAAUAUACAAGCAAGUACUCAAUUGGCAUCAUGUGAAGGUGCUCGUAUUGUUAUUCUCUGUGAUGCCAAUGAUGAUGAUGAUGAUGAAGAACGAAAGAAUCAAAAUAUUACUCAAUCAUCUUUUCCAAAUGAGAAAAUCUUAUCUAAUUUGAAAACAUUAUCACGAACUAUUAGUUCCUAUGCACCAGAUUGUAUCAUGAUCAUUGGAAUACAACCAUUUGAAGUCAUGACACAAUUAUGUGCUUCUAAUAGUAUGCUACCAUCAUAUCGUAUUAUGGCACCGGGAACAAUGAUUGAUUCUGCUCAUUUUAGAUUAUUAAUUGGAGAAAAAUUAAAUAUAUCACCAGCAAGUAUAACUGGCAUUAUGAUUGGUGGACAUGGACAUAAUAAUAUUCCAUUAUGGAAUUCAAUAACUGUGGGUGGUAUUCAUUUACUUUCAGAAAAUUCAUCAAUAGGAACUUUAAAUGAUAAAGAAAAUUGGAAUCAAUUACAUAUGAAUGUUAAUCAACGACAAGAAGAAAUUAAUAAGAUUAAAGGAACUGAAGUUUGGUCAAUAUCAAUGGCAUCAAGUGAACUUGUUGAAUGUAUUCUUCGAAAUAAACGUGAAAUUCAUACAGUUACUGUUAAUAUUAAGGGUUAUUAUGAUGUUAAAACUGAUCUUUUUCUUUCAAUUCCAGCAAUAAUUAAUCAAAAUGGUGUAUCUCAUUUAAUAACAACAAAUUUCAACUCUCAUUAUCAAAAUGAAAAUGAAUUUUCAAACGUAAUUCAAAAUAUAAAUAAGAUCAUAAAAGAAAAACUAAAUAUGAUUUAA
This is a messenger RNA of Adineta steineri, 1140 nucleotides long. The record is from the annotation of a GenBank genome assembly. Lineage: Eukaryota; Metazoa; Rotifera; Eurotatoria; Adinetida; Adinetidae.